Molecule: messenger RNA, 984 nt
Organism: Plasmopara halstedii
Lineage: Eukaryota; Oomycota; Peronosporomycetes; Peronosporales; Peronosporaceae
Exons: 3
Coding region: 1-984 (327 amino acids)
Source: RefSeq, a predicted model, not a curated record
AUGGACACUGUUGGCGCAUGUGUGGACAUCUCCAGCGAGAACACGGUCAAGUUUGUCGCUGAGUUCUGCGGUAUUAAAGACGUGAUGUACGGCGACCGUUAUCACGUUGAUCCAAAUAACCGAAAAGAUGGUGAGUGGUUACGAUUUGCGACCGCAGAAGUUGAGAAGCAUGACGACACGACCAGCAUCUCGAGUGACGACGGCGUGGACAUGGAACGCAUCCAUGGGUCUAGCCAGAGCGUCAUACUUGACAACUCGGGCGAUGCAGAGACUAUUGUCAGUGCUACGGACAAAGAUCUCGACAACCAGGACGUCGAUGAGGAGGACUGGAACGAAGAUUCCGACAACCAGGACGUCGGUGAGACUCGCCAGGAUAUGAGUCACCAGGCGGAUGAUAGACAUUAUGAUGACGAGUCUGUAUCGGCUUAUAUUGGAUCGGAGGUGGACCCAGCAGACGAAGAUUCGGUUGCCGAUGCGACCGAGGUGGACGAGGACGUAAGCGAUCCAACCGAUGAGCAGGAAUCAACUCAAGAGCAGAGCCCGGAGGCCAAGGAUCAUACGGAAAACGGCCGGAGCCAGAGCUCACCCGACGGUGACAAUGCCGGUGCUGAGUCGGAACCGACCACCACGGAACGAUCCUUGCUUGAGAAGAUCGUACUGCCAGAAGGCCUGCAAAGGCGAGUGGAGCGGGACGACACCCCGUCAGAAGCUGAGAAGAACCAGCUUAGAAAACGAAUGAAAGAACGUCGCACAGGCUUACGUCAACUGAUUGGUGCCAAGAACAUCGGAGUUCCAAAUAAUCGACGCCAAGCUAUGAGUUUUAAGUGUGCGGAUUUCUGGCGAAUGGCUGAGCAGGAGGAAAUGGCCGCGUUCAAAAACAAGGAGGUCUUGGGACAGGUCAAGUGGACCGAGAUGCCAAAGGAUGUCAAAACCGUAAAGACCAAGUCUACGCAAUCGAAAUGGAUGCGCAAGGCUUCGUUGUGA